Haliotis rubra (blacklip abalone) is the source of this 2836-nucleotide messenger RNA. Its product is annotated as ankyrin-3-like. NCBI's taxonomy places the organism in Eukaryota, Metazoa, Mollusca, Gastropoda, Lepetellida, Haliotidae. Gene Ontology annotation, molecular function: protein binding. The transcript is spliced from 4 exons. The record is from RefSeq and is a predicted model, not a curated record. Bases 107 to 2698 code for a protein of 863 amino acids.
UCAUAGGUCCGGGGUAACAACACCUUUACAUUACGCAUGUGCAGUAGGAAAUGUUGGGAUUGUAAGCAUUUUGUUGCAGGAAGCAGUGGAUACUGGAAAGCGAAACAUGUGGGGUGAAACUGGGCUUCAUUUGGCAUGUUUAUAUGGGAAUGUAGAAGUUGUUAAACUGUUAUUACAGAACAAUGGAACAACAACCGAGGCAGAUAACAAUGGUCGUACACCUCUACAUGAUGCAGUUUGGCAGGGACAUACAGAGAUUGUAGAAGUGUUAUUGAAGAACAAGGCAAAUGUGGAUGCGAAACGCGAUGAUGGCAGCACACCUUUACAUAGAGCAGCCUGGCAGGGACAUACAGAGGUUGUAGAAGUGUUAUUGAAGAACAAUGCAAAUGUGGAUGCGAAACGCGAUGAUGGGGACACAUCUCUACAUGAUGCAGCCAACCAGGGACAUACAGAGGUUGUAGAAGUGUUAUUGAAGAACAAGGCAAAUGUGGAUGCGAAACGCGAUGAUGGCAUCACAUCUCUACAUGAUGCAGCCUGGCAGGGACAUACAGAGGUUGUAGAAGUGUUAUUGAAGAACAAGGCAAAUGUGGAUGCGAAACGUCCUAAUGGUUGCACACCUCUACAUAGAGUAGCUUAUCGGGGGCAUACAGAGGUUGUAGAAGUGUUAUUGAAGAACAAGGCAAAUGUGGAUGCGAAAAGCGAUGUUGGCCACACACCCCUACAUAGAGCAGCCAAUCGGGGACAUACUGAGGUUGUAGAAGUGUUAUUGAAGAACAAGGCAAAUGUGGAUGCGAAACGCGAUGAUGGCCACACACCCCUACAUAAUGCAGUCUGGCAGGGACAUACAGAGGUUGUAGAGGUGUUAUUGAAGAACAAGGCAAAUGUGGAUGCGAAACGCGAUGAUGACCACACACCUCUACAUAGAGCAGCCUAUCGGGGACAUACAGAGGUUAUAGAAGUGUUAUUGAAGAACAAGGCAAAUGUGGAUGCUAAACGCGAUGGUGGCCACACACCUCUACAUAGAGCAGCCUAUCGGGGACAUACAGAGGUUGUCGAAGUGUUAUUGAAGAACAAGGCAAAUGUGGAUGCAAAACGCGAUGAUGGCCACACAGCCCUACAUGAUGCAGCCUGGAAGGGACAUACAGAGGUUGUAGAAGUGUUAUUGAAGAACAAGGCAAAUGUGGACGAGAAACGUCAUAAUGGUUGCACACCUCUACAUAGAGCAGCCUAUCGGGGACAUACAGAUGUUGUAGAAGUGUUAUUGAACAACAAGGCAAAUGUGGAUGCGAAAAGCGAUGAUGGCCACACACCUCUACAUGAUGCAGUCUGGCAGGGACAUACAGAGGUUGUAGAAGUGUUAUUGAAGAACAAGGCAAAUGUGGACGAGAAACGUCAUAAUGGUUGCACACCUCUACAUAGAGCAGCCUAUUGGGGACAUACAGAGGUUUUAGAGGUGUUAUUGAAGAACAAGGCAAAUGUGGAUGCGAAACGCGAUGAUGGGGACACACCGCUACAUGAUGCAGCUUGGCAGGGACAUACAGAGGUUGUAGAAGUGUUAUUGAAGAACAAGGCAAAUGUGAAUGCUAAAAGCGAUGAUGGCAGCACACCUCUACAAAAAGCAGCCUAUCGGGGACAUACAGAGGUUGUAGAAGUGGUAUUGAAGAACAAGGCAAGUGUGGAUGCGAAAAGCGAUGAUGGCACACCUCUACAUAAUGCAGCCUGGCAGGGACAUACAGAGGUUGUAGAGGUGUUAUUGAAGAACAAGGCAAAUGUGGAUGCAAAACGCGAUGGUGGCCACACACCUCUCAAUAGAGCAGCCUAUCGGGGACAUACAGAGGUUGUAGAAGUGUUAUUGAAAAACAAGGCAAAUGUGGAUGCGAAAAACGACGAUGGGGACACACCUUUACAUAGAGCAGCCUUGCAGGGACAUACAGAGGUUGUAGAAGUGUUAUUGAAGAACAAGGCAAAUGUGGAUGCGAAAAGCGACGAUGGGGACACACCUUUACAUAGAGCAGCCUUGCAGGGACAUACAGAGGUUGUAGAAGUGUUAUUGAAGAAGAAGGCAAAUGUGGAUGCGAAACGUCCUAAUGGUUCCACACCUCUCCAUAGAGCAGCCUAUCGGGGACAUACAGAGGUUGUAGAAGUGUUAUUGAAGAACAAGGCAAAUGUGGAUGCGAAACGCGUUAAUGGGGACACAUCUCUACAUUAUGCAGCCCGGAAGGGACAUACAGAGGUUGUAGAAGUGUUAUUGAAGAACAAGGCAAAUGUGGAUGCGAAACGCGAUAAUGGGGACACAUCUCUACAUUAUGCAGCCUGGAAGGGACAUACAGAGGUUGUAGAAGUGUUAUUAAAGAACAAGGCAAAUGUGGAUGAGAAACGCGAUUGUGGCCACACACCUCUCAAUAGAGCAGCCUAUCGGGGACAUACAGAGGUUGUAGAAGUGUUAUUGAAGAACAAGGCAAAUGUGGAUGCGAAACGUCCUAAUGGUUCCACACCUCUCCAUAGAGCAGCCUAUCGGGGACAUACAGAGGUUGUAGAAGUGUUAUUGAAGAACAAGGCAAACGUGGAUGCGAAACGCGAUAAUGGGGACACAUCUCUACAUUAUGCAGCCUGGAAGGGACAUACAGAGGUUGUAGAAGUUUUAUUGAAGAGCAAGGCAAAUGUGGAUGCGAAACGCGAUGAUGGCCACACACUCUAGAUAGAGCAGCCUGGCAGGGACAUACAGAGGUUGUAGAAGUGUUAUUGAAGAACAAGGCAAAUGUGGAUGAGAAACCCGAUGAUGGCAGCAUACCCUACAUGGUGCAGCCUUGCAGGACAUACAGAGGUUGGUGGUAAG